Messenger RNA from Pieris rapae (cabbage white), 1283 nucleotides. RefSeq names its product pyroglutamyl-peptidase 1. Gene Ontology annotation, cellular component: cytosol. The transcript has 3 exons. Gene Ontology annotation, biological process: proteolysis. NCBI's taxonomy places the organism in Eukaryota, Metazoa, Arthropoda, Insecta, Lepidoptera, Pieridae. The record is from RefSeq and is a predicted model, not a curated record. Bases 336 to 989 code for a protein of 217 amino acids. Gene Ontology annotation, molecular function: pyroglutamyl-peptidase activity.
UAAGAAGAUCUUCAUGAUAGUUUCAAGCAAGAAGUUUACAUCAGACUACGAGGAUUAUUAUAAAUUGUACACAUAAGGAGUUCGUUUAAAAAAGGUUUCUGAAAAAUUACCCCUUUUUUGGGAGGAAAUCCUCCAAGAUGGAAUCGCUGAUUAAAAUCUGCAUAGCAGUAGCAGUGUACCAACAUUACACAAUAAUUAUGAUAAAUCAGCUGAUUCUUGUCACUCUAAACCACUUGUGACUUUAUCAAAACAAUUGUAAAACAUGAACACAACAUGCGAUAAACACUUAGUGGUAAUAACCGUAUUUGAAUGAUACACUGUAACCGUUUGACAAAAUGAACGACUUUGAUGAUUUAUUUAAACCAAUCGUACUUGUGACUGGAUUUGGGCCAUUUAUAAACCAUCCCAUAAAUGCAAGUUGGGAAGCAGUCAAACUUUUAAAGAAGGAUGAAAUCGAAAAGAAGCAUAAAAUCGAACUAGUUCAACUUGAACUUCCUGUGACAUAUGAAAAUGUGGAUGAGUUUGUCCCAGCUUUAUGGGAGACACAUGAACCUAAGCUCACAAUCCAUGUUGGUGUAUCGAAAAUAGCUAAAGACAUAACAUUAGAGAAACAAGCUCACCGUAAGGGCUACCAAAGACUAGACUACUUUGAUAAAUGUCCACCAAAUAAUACAUGCAGUGCAGAUGGGGCUAUAAGAAUUCAGACUAAACUUAAUGUUGAGAAACUAUGCUCGGACUUUAAUGAAAACUCUGUAGAUGGGUCUAAAGCUGUAGUAUCAUUAGAUGCUGGGAGAUAUCUUUGCGAGUACAUUUAUUACACAUCUCUUAGCAUUGACAAUACUCGCACAUUGUUUGUACAUGUUCCAGAAUUAUCCAUUUAUAGUUCUGAACAAACUGCACAUGCUCUUGAACAUAUUUUAGACCUAUGUUUACAACAGCUCCAUAUACCAUUGGCCAAAGACAAAGAGGAGGUUAAUGAAAGUAUAUAAUAUUUUCUUAUUAAACUAAGUUACUAGCAGUAUUAAAUAUUAAGCAUAUUCAAAAGAAUCCUAAUAUAAUUUUAAUUAAAAAAUAUAGUUAUAGGUUCAUAUAACCCUUGUGAGUCUAUACUCGAAACAAUAUGCAACUAAUAUGUUCUUGAUGCAACUGUAAAUUAUUAAAUAGCCAUUAGAAAUUUUGCUAUUUUUCUUAACCAUUGACAUUCCAACUAUUGUUGAAAGAAUUUGAAAAUAUAAUGUUUGUUAGGUAGCUAUGCUAAUACUUCAUUAAAUAUUGUCAUGAAA